Messenger RNA from Alnus glutinosa, 1245 nucleotides. Its product is annotated as LEAF RUST 10 DISEASE-RESISTANCE LOCUS RECEPTOR-LIKE PROTEIN KINASE-like 2.7. NCBI's taxonomy places the organism in Eukaryota, Viridiplantae, Streptophyta, Magnoliopsida, Fagales, Betulaceae. The transcript is spliced from 3 exons. Gene Ontology annotation, molecular function: polysaccharide binding. The coding region runs from base 58 to 1095 and encodes 345 amino acids. The record is from RefSeq and is a predicted model, not a curated record.
CUGCUUUCCUUAAACCAAUACAAGUUCUUAAAGGGCAACCAUCUAAAACUCUAUCUCAUGUCUCUCAUGGAUUCUCUCUUCACCUACAGACCCCUAUCAGAAAAUAGGCCCUCUUCAAUUUCUUUCUUUUUCUCAAGUGUCAUUCAACUUAUCAUCGUCCUCUCAUUUCUCAGCCUCACAACAGCUCUAGCCAGCCAUUGCAGAACCUCCUGUGGCAACAUUCCUAUCAACUACCCUUUCGGCAUUGAUGACGGCUGCGGAAGCCCCUAUUACCGACACAUUCUCGUCUGCUCGGAGCCGGGAAAUCUUGAGCUCCGAACACCUUCCGGGAGAUACCCAGUUCUCAGCAUAAGCUAUUCCGAUCCUCACAUUUUAGUCACCGAUCCUUUCAUGUGGAAUUGCCACGACGGAGACAACUUCCGUCCCACCAGGCCAUUUAGCCUUGACACAAGCACCCAUUUCUCACUCUCCCCUCAGAAUGAAUACCUCUUCUUUAAUUGCAGCGAAGAUGAUGUGAUCAUUCAGCCAAAGCCCAUCUUUUGUGAACACUUUCCUGAAAGGUGUGAUUCGUCUUGCGAUAGUGCCAGCUAUCUAUGCAGGCACCUACCACAGUGUCCUUCUUCAUUGAGUGGAAGUAGUACUUCUUGCUGUUCUUACUAUCCCAAAGCCACUGAAUCUCUAAGGCUGAUGCUCAAGUAUUGUGCUAGUUUCACUAGCGUGUACUGGAAAAAUAUCGGCGAACCUCAACCUUACGAUCAAGUCCCUGAAUAUGGGAUUCGGGUUGAUUUUGAUAUUCCGGUGACCACACAUUGCCUUCAGUGUCAGGAUACGUUGAAGGGAGGUGGAACUUGUGGAUUUGACACCCACACACAGAGUUUCUUGUGUCUAUGCGGGGAAGGAAAUGCCACUACUUAUUGUAAAGAUCCUAGCCUUUCUGGGCAUAGUGGGAGGGUUGGAGUUAUUGCAGGCACAGUAAGUGCAGUUUCAGCCGCUGGGGCCUUAGGAGUGGGAGCUGGUGUUUGGUACUUUAGGAAAGUGAGAGCCAAGGCACCAGUGACAUGUGGGGUUCAAAGCAAUGAGAAUAGGCUUUUCUGAAAGACAUUCAGCAGCAACGACCAAAUAUAUACCUUGCCUUUUUCUUUUCCUUAUUUUUUGAUUGCUUUUUACACUUUUAACAUGCCUCUUUGAUGGCCUCUGUUUCUUUGUCUAUCACAAUAUAUACGAGCCCAUGAUCUUGCUUUUCCA